Messenger RNA from Daucus carota subsp. sativus, 3420 nucleotides. RefSeq names its product glutamate receptor 2.8-like. Gene Ontology annotation, molecular function: ligand-gated monoatomic ion channel activity; signaling receptor activity. NCBI's taxonomy places the organism in Eukaryota, Viridiplantae, Streptophyta, Magnoliopsida, Apiales, Apiaceae. The transcript is spliced from 5 exons. Bases 312 to 3041 code for a protein of 909 amino acids. Gene Ontology annotation, cellular component: plasma membrane. The record is from RefSeq and is a predicted model, not a curated record.
GUGGAGUUUAUGCACUAGCAAUACAACAAUAAUCGCUGACUAGAUGCAAAAAAUGUGUUUAAUCUUCUAUACGAGGUUCUCGUUCAUGCCAAAUAUUAGGAAUUGUAUGCACAAUCACUUGUUUUGCAACACAACGGUCAAUGCCAACUAUAGGUAAGAAAUGUCUCUACUCCGUGACAGGUUCUGAUUCAUGCCACACAUUAGGAAUUGUACGCACCAAUCACUUGUUUUUGUAGUACUUCUAUUCAACUACGUCUUCCCCUGUGUAUUACUGUACAUUCUUUGGUGCUCUAGAAAAGUGGUGGGCUGCCAUGGGGUUCUCCAAGCUACACCUCUAUAUUUUGCUCAUCAAUAGCACUAUUCUCCUCUUAAUUACUGCCGAAACCGAAACAAGUACCCAUUCAGAACCGAAAAAUCAUAUUGCUGUUAGUGUUGGUGUAGUUCUUGAUUUUAACUCGUCCACCGGUUUCGCGGCCAAUUCUUGCAUCUCCACGGCAUUGUCUGAUUUCUACUCUCUAAAUAAACACUAUACUACAAGAUUGGUUUUACACCCUAAGAACUCGAAUGGUGUUUUAUCUGCAGCUUCAGCAGCUUUGGAGUUGGUUAACGAUGACCAAGUGUAUGCAAUUAUCGGGCCACAAUACUCCAAGGAAGCCACAUUUGUUGCGGAAAUUGGAGGGAAAUCUCAGGUUCCAAUCAUCUCAUUUUCUGUUACAAGCUCUUCGCUCUGGCCUUCGCAGAAUCCUUAUUUCAUUCGAACCACACUGCCGGAUUCUUCUCAGCUUGAAUGUAUCACUUCCCUUGUCCAAAAACUCGGAUAUGAUGCUGUAGUAGUGCUUUAUCAAGAUAAUACAGACACAGAGUCUAGUACCGGUUUUAUUCCUUCUCUGACAGACGCCUUUCAGAAAGCAAGUAUUCAGCUAUCUUAUGUGAUUGCAAUCUCAUCUUCUGCCAAUGAAUCUCAUAUAAGGCAAGAGCUAAGCAACUUGAGGAGAAUGCAAACUCGGGUGUAUCUUGUCCACAUGACUUCUUCUGACCUUGCUUCUCGCUUGUUUUCUAUUGCAAAUGAGGAGGGAAUUAUGAACAAUGGUACAGCAUGGAUCAUCACCGAUGCUUUAUCCAACACGCUAAGGUCCUUGGAUGCUACAACUAUUGAGGCAAUGGAAGGUGUUAUAGGUGUAAAGCCUUAUGUACCUAAAUCAAAAAAUUUGGAGAUUUUCAAGAUCAAGCGGAAGGAAAACAAUAUCAAUAUGCUUUGUUUGAGGGCGUACGACACAGUUUGGGCAUUAGCCACAUCAGUAGAGAAGCUAAAGCUCCCUCAAGUGAGAACGAGUCUUGAUAAAUCAAAUGCAUCAAGCGCGGCUAUCACAGAUUUGAGAGUCUCGGAGACAGGCCCAGGACUUGUCCAAAAAAUAUGGGAGACCAGAUUCCUAGGCCUAAGCGGAGAAUUCAAGUUGAAGGAUGGACAAUUAGAAACUCCAGUUCAAGAGAUAAUCAACGUAGUUGGUAAUGGGGAUAGAGUUGUGGGAUACUGGACAUCAAGAAGUGGCUUUAGCCGGAAAAUAGCAACCACAACUUACGAUGGUCAUGGAGCAGUUUAUUCAGGACCUGUAGAAAAUGUUCUUAAACCAAUCAUUUGGCCAGGAGACUCUACAAAGAAGCCCAACGGAUGGGAGGUACCAGUAAUGGGCCAAAAACUCAAGGUAGGGGUUCCAAGAAAAAAGGGUUUCAAGGAAUUUGUAAACGUGACUGAAGUACUUGGUGACACCAAGAAAUAUAAUGUCACUGGCUUUUGCAUAGAUGUAUUCGAAGCUGCUUUGGAUUCAUUAUCAUUCAAGAUUGAACCUCAAUAUAUUCCUGUGGACGAGAGUAUUGAAACAUACAAAGAUCUAGUCAAUAAGCUAAGCGGCACCAAGACUCCGAAGUAUGAUGCACUGGUUGGAGAUUUAACAAUAAGGGCUGAUCGAGAAAUAACCGCUGACUUCUCACUUCCAUAUUUGGAGUCUGGAGUGGUGAUGGUGGUAAGAGUCGAACCUGACAGGCUCAAAAACAUGUGGAUAUUUUUGAAGCCCUUAAGUUGGGAUCUAUGGCUUACCAUUGUUUUAGCAGCCGUCUUCAUUGGAUUUGUCCUCCGAAUGUUGGAACGCCAUGUAAAUCCCCAACGCCAACUUGGCAUGCUCUUCUUAUUUCCAUUAGCGGCUCUAGCCUUUCCUGAAAGGAACAUGGUGGGAAACAAAUGGGCAAAAUUUGUGCUGGUGGUAUGGUUAUUCAUGGCAUACAUACUAAUGCAAAGUUAUACCGCCAAUUUAUCCUCAAUUUUAACUGUGAGUCAGCUGAGACCUUCUGCAGACAGCCCUGCUUGCGCAGGUUAUCAAAGAUAUUCGUUUGUGGGAGACAUGCUGAAAAAGAUGAACAUAAAAACCCGCAAUUAUACAAGCAUGGAGGAAUAUGAUGAUGCCCUCUCUCACGGAUGCAAAAAUGGAGGGGUUGACGUCAUUUUUGAUGAGAUUCCCUACGUCAAACUAUUCCUUCACAAAUACGGUUCUAAAUAUCAAACCAUAUCUUCAAAAAUGGAUGGUACAGCUACUGGUGGAUUUGGCUUUGCUUUUCCGACUGGAUCUCCUCUGUCUAAGCCCAUCUCAAAGGCAAUAUUAGAUAUUAUGGAAGAAGGAAAGAUUCAACAGAUUGAGAAGAGAUAUUUUGGGGUAGGUUAUACCUUUCAAUAUCACGCUGAAGAUAUACCACGGGACGGACCAAGUUUGACGUCAUACAGUUUUGCUGGCCUUUUCACCAUCACGGCCUUCCUGACGGUAGUUGCACUUGUUUGUUCUGAAUGCUCCUCUGCUAUUUCAAGAUUUCGCAACCUACACGCUGUUAAUAUUUCGAGAGUUCAAUCAGUUGAGAUGACUGAUUAUGUUUCCUCUGAUGAGGAUGAACCACAAGAUUCCAAGGAGAAGGCUGAAAUCUUAGGCCAGGAAGAAAGCAAUGAUGGACAAGUAGUACAGACCACAAAUAUUCAUAUUGAUCAUGGUGGUGAAUGAUCUGGUUCAUGUAAAUAUUACCUUACUUUCAAUAUUCAAACCGUCUAAAAAAGAAACAAACAUAAUAUCCAUGCAUCAUUAGAGUUGGAUCGGAAAAAGACCAAAUCUGCAUUUCGGUUUAAGAUUCUAGACUUUGAAUUAAGCUGUAAUUAGAAGUCUAAGUACUCGGUUUUACCUUUGACAGAAGAGACUAUUAUGGAUUUAUGGUAGAUUGAUUCUAAAUAAGAAAACUAGCUGACUUGACUGAUUGUAAGCCUCUUUUUGUUCAUGAAUCAUAUAUAUAGUCUUAAGCUUCAGGAUGAUGAAGAACAAUCUGGGGACUUGUACAAGUUUGAUUGCAAAAUAAAGAUGAAUACCGUAUAGAUCGUUCAUCAUUAUU